Eubalaena glacialis (North Atlantic right whale) is the source of this 2298-nucleotide messenger RNA. Its product is annotated as zinc finger protein 160-like. Gene Ontology annotation, biological process: negative regulation of transcription by RNA polymerase II. Gene Ontology annotation, molecular function: DNA-binding transcription repressor activity, RNA polymerase II-specific. Lineage: Eukaryota; Metazoa; Chordata; Mammalia; Artiodactyla; Balaenidae. The record is from RefSeq and is a predicted model, not a curated record.
AGAGCGACUCAGAGAAAUAGAAAAUUGAGGAGAAAAGAAGGAGGGAGAACCGAUGGCAACGUAGAGGAUUGAUCGACCUCUAAAGACUCAUGUCUGAGGAGGAAGCCCUGAAGAGGAGGAAGAGGAAAGAAAAGGAGUCAGGAAUGGCUCUUUCUCAGGAACGUUUGGCCUUCGAGGAUGUGGCCAUCAAAUUCUCUCAGGAGGAGUGGGAAUGCUUGGACCCUGCUCAGAGGGCCUUGUACAGGGACGUGAUGGUGGAGACCUACAGGAACCUGCUCUCCCUGGAUAUCUCUCCCACACAUGUUAUCAAGAAAUUACAACCAAAGGAGAACACUAAUUCAACAGAUAUAUUCCAGACAGUGAUUUUGGGAAGACAUGAAAGCCAUGAAGUCAAAGAUUUUUACUUAAGGGAAAUCCGAGAAAAUAUGCAUCACUUUGAGUGUCAGUGGAGAGGUGAUGAGAGAAAUUACAAAGGAAUGCCUGUAACCCGUAAUGAAAAUCUCACUGAUAGAGAAGAUCAACAUGGUAGAAGUGAUGCAGGAAACAAGCCUAUUGAAAAUAAGCUUGCAUUAAGCUUUCAGGAUGAACUGCAGAUAUUUCAGACUGAAAGGAAAAUUUAUGAAUGUAAUCAAGUUGAGAAGUUCAUCAACAAUAGUUCAAUUUCAACUCUCCAAAGAAUUACUCCUAGUGUCGGAACCAACACUUCUAAUAUGUAUGGGAAUGAUUUUAUCCAUCCUUCAAUACUGACACAAGACCAUAAAGCCCACAGGGAAAAACCUUACAAAUGUGAUGAGUGUGGCAGAGCCUGUAGUAUGUCCUCAAGCCUCACGAACCAUCAGGUAAUCCAUACUGGAGAGAAACCUUACCAAUGUAAUGAAUGUGACAAGGCUUUUUUCCAUAGUUCCAAACUUGUAAAACAUCGAAGAAUUCAUAGUGGAGAGAAACCACACAAAUGUAAUGAAUGUGGUAAAACUUUUUUCCAAAGUUCAAGCCUGGCUGACCAUCAGAAAAGUCAUGCUGGAGAGAAACCAUACAAGUGUGAUGAAUGUGGCAAAGCCUUUAUUGUGUAUUCAAGCCUAAUCAACCAUCAGGUAGUCCACACUAGAGGGAAACCUUACCCAUGUAAUGAAUGUGGGAAGACUUUCAUCAAACGUUCAAACCUUAGGCUUCAUGAGAGAAUUCACACUGGAGAGAAGCCAUACAGGUGUAUUGAAUGUGGCAAGGCCUUUAGGCAAUGGUCUGACAUCAGGAUUCACCAAAGAAUUCAUGCUGGAGAGAAGCCUUUCAAAUGUAAUGAGUGCGGCAAAGCCUUUACUCAGGGCUCACACCUCACUAGACAUCAGGUAAUCCAUACAGGAGAGAAACCAUAUAAAUGCGAUGUAUGUGACAAGGUCUUCAGUCAGAAUUCACACCUAGCAAGUCAUCGGAGAAUUCAUACUGGGGAAAAACCAUACAAAUGUAAUGAGUGUGGGAAAGCCUUUAGUGUUCGUUCAAGCCUAACUUACCAUGAGGUAAUUCAUACUGGAGAGAAAUCUUACAAAUGUAAUGAAUGUGGCAAGGCUUUUAUCAAGAGUUCACAUCUUAGGCAUCAUGAGAGGAUUCAUACUGGAGAGAAGCCAUACAGGUGUAUUGAAUGUGGCAAGACUUUUCGGCAAUGGUCUGACAUCACUAUUCACCAAAGAAUUCAUGCUGGAGAGAAGCCUUUCAAAUGUAGUGAGUGUGGCAAAGCUUUUACUCAGGGUUCACACCUCACUACACAUCAGAUAAUCCAUACUGGAGAGAAACCAUAUAAAUGCAAUGUAUGUGGUAAGCUCUUCAGUCAAAAUUCACACCUAGCAAGUCAUCGGAGGAUUCAUACUGGAGAGAAACCAUACAAAUGUAAUGAGUGUGGCAAAGUCUUCAGUCAAAAUUCACACCUUGUAAAUCACCAGAGAAUUCAUACUGGAGAGAGACCUUACAAAUGUAAUGAGUGUGGCAAAUCCUUUAGUGUGCCUUCAAGCCUCAGUAAACACCAGGUGAUCCAUACUGGAGAGAGACCUUACAAAUGUAAUGAAUGUGGCAAGGCUUUUAGCAGGUGUUCACACCUUAGGCUUCAUGAGAAGAUUCAUACUGGAGAGAAAUCAUACAGAUGUAUUGAGUGUGGCAAAGCCUUUAGACAGUGGUCCUACCUCAGGAUUCACCAGAAUUCAUUCUGGAGAGAAACCUUACAAAUGCUGUGAUUGUGGCAAAGCUUUUACUCGGGGCUCACACCUCUCCAGUCAUCAGAUAAUCCAUACUGGACAGAACCUUACAGAUGUA